AUGGGCAUUUUAACUUCGUCUUUCCUAGUUCUUACACUGAUGGCAGUUUGGCAAUGCAACCCUAUCCAUGCCGCCUGGGACUAUGACAUCAAGGAUGCGCAUUGUUUAAACAUCCCUAACAUCGCAUACGCCAAUGCUGCCGUUAACAUAGCAACAGAAAUUAUGAUAUUUAUUCUCCCACUGCCUGUGCUUCGGACACUGCAUACGCCGAGGAAAAAGAAGAUGGCACUCUGUAGUAUAUUUGGCAUUGGUGUGAUAGUCAUUGCGAUUGCUACGGCACGCCUUGGUACACUUUCCAAUGUGGGAACGUACAAUGACUUCACGUACGCCCAAGUGCCUGUUUACGUCCUCAGCUGCGCGGAAGUAGCGAUGGCUGAUAUUUGCGCCGCUGCGCCAACGUUCUACGAAGUUGUUGUUCAGAUCAGGCGCAAUGCACUUCAAAUGACCGAGCCCGACUCUAUUGCGAUGCAGCAGAGGCUUCCCAAGAAAAGUUCUCCGUCGGGGACCCCACAUGCUCGCGGACAUAUCAAUGACAGAAUUUAUCCAGGAUCGAUGAAUUUAUCUGACUUGGCCAUUAUGGGUCGUACUUGGAUAUCGGACAAUCAGGAUAUAGAACAUACUCCGUCCUUUUCUUCUCAUCGGGACGUCUUGGCAAGCAUUAACGCUCGCCAGGUCAGCCCAAAGUCUACUUGGAGUCAGGAAGAGGUGACGUGA
Molecule: messenger RNA, 714 nt
Organism: Aspergillus tanneri
Lineage: Eukaryota; Fungi; Ascomycota; Eurotiomycetes; Eurotiales; Aspergillaceae
Exons: 2
Coding region: 1-714 (237 amino acids)
Source: RefSeq, a predicted model, not a curated record